Molecule: messenger RNA, 2247 nt
Organism: Penicillium malachiteum
Lineage: Eukaryota; Fungi; Ascomycota; Eurotiomycetes; Eurotiales; Aspergillaceae
Product: threonine/serine exporter family protein
Exons: 1
Coding region: 1-2247 (748 amino acids)
Biological process (GO): transmembrane transport
Molecular function (GO): transmembrane transporter activity
Source: RefSeq, a predicted model, not a curated record
AUGUCUGACAGUUCAGACCUCCAGGAGAAGGGGAAUUCUCCUCACCAAUCUUCUUUUGAGUCUACAGUGCAUGGAGACGAGGAACAACCCCAACAGGAGGAUACAGUUCCUCAAAUUGCAGCUCGUGAUGAAGUGAGCGAGCAACCCAGCAUGUCUUCUUUUAGCGAACGGUGGAGAUCUGCUAGUCAGCGAAUUCGAGAACGCAGUGCGACGAUAGCUGAGGCUCUGGGUCGUCCACACGAGAGAGACGAAGAUGGAUUGGAAGGUGCUGGCUUCUCAACUGAGGAUUUCGGUGCCACGGAUGAUCUGAAGAGCUUUGCCGCGCGUCAAGCGAAGGAUGAGGAGGAUAAAACAAAGUCCUUCGAUCAUGAUGCCCAGGCUCAGCUUUUGAUUAAGCAUUUGGGUCUACCGGGUGGUCAUAGUCGAAAUGAAUCCUCGGAAUUCCCUUCGGGUGCCACAACUCCAGGGGAGAGUGGCGCCGCUACUCCUCUCAAUGGCGGUCUUCUGUCUCAAUUGCUGCGCGUUUAUGCCAACAAUUUGGAGACAUCGAGCCGAAUGAGUCUUGCGACGACUUCCUUCGAAACGGAUCCUGAUACGGAGACCCUCCCACCUAAACCACACGAUACGACGAACUCGGGUAUUACCACCCCAGGAGGCAAGAAGGAGAAAGUUAAAUGGUACAAUAACGGUGCUGCGACGCCUGACAAUGGUAGCAAGAAUGGCAGUAAAUUUAACUUGCCGCUGAAGACCCCGAAGAAGCAGAAGGAGUCGGGCCAUCACUAUACCUCUUCUCUUAUCUCCGCAUCCAUGGGAAUGGGUCGGGUCGGUAUGCCUGCUGCGGAGGGACCGGCUCCUAUGAGCCACAGGGAACGCAGGAAGCAGAAGCGCAAGAGCCAGAAGAAUGUCAAGUUGACAGUGCAUAUUGCGGCGAUUCUGGCUCGUCAGCAGUACAUCAUGCAGCUUUGUCGUGCGCUGAUGAAGUAUGGUGCACCUACUCACCGUCUUGAAGAAUACAUGACCAUGACCUCCAAUGUGCUCGAAGUGAAGGCCCAAUUCAUGUACAUCCCCGGUUGUAUGUUUAUGUCCUUUGAUGAUGCUCUGACUCGCACGGCCGAGGUGAAGAUUAUCCGUGUUGUUCAAGGACUGGAUUUGUCUCGUCUCGCGGAGACUCAUAAUGUCUAUAAGAACGUCGUCCACGAUGUCAUCCCCGUUGAACAGGCUACGCAGGAUCUUGAUGAGAUCAUGCAGAAGAACCCUCGAUACAAUAAAUGGCUCCGUGUGCUUUUGACCGGUCUGGCCAGUGUGUGUGUAGGCCCCUAUGCCUUCUCCGCACGACCUAUCGAUCUUCCAAUCAUUUUCUUACUUGGUUCUAUUGUUGGCUUCAUGCAGCACAUUCUGGCACCAUCUUCAUCAACAUACUCCAACGUGCUGGAAGUGUCAGCUGCUAUCCUGACCUCCUUCCUGGCCCGUGCAUUUGGCAGUAUCCAGCAUAACGGCGUGCGAGUCUUUUGUUUCCCUGCUCUAGCCGAGUCCGCCAUUGCCAUGCUUUUACCAGGUUUCUCCGUGCUGAGCAGUAGUCUGGAACUACAAUCGCAUCAAAUGAACGCAGGUUCCAUCCGAAUGGUCUUCACUAUCAUUUACUCCCUGUUCCUGGGAUACGGUGUAACCGUCGGCACGACAAUUUAUGGUCUAAUGGAUGGCAACGCCACAGACCAAGAAACCUGUCCCAAUUCCUCCGAUCCCUGGGGAAAUGAAUACAUCCAAAAAUUUCCAUUCGUCGUACUUUACGUCUCCUUCGCCGCGCUCCUCAACCAAGCAAAAUUUAAACAGCUACCGGUUACUAUCCUCAUCGGUAUCUCGGGCUACGUCGCGAACUACUUUAGUACGAAACGACUCGGUUCGAACGAGGUUGCUAAUACGGUUGGAGCUUUCACAAUGGGCCUUUUGGCCAAUCUUUACAGCCGUGUUUGGCAUGGUCAUGCUGCCGCAGCUAUUAUUCCUGGUAUCUUCACUCUCGUCCCAUCAGGUCUUGCUUCUUCAGGCUCGAUUAUUUCGGGUCUGGAGUAUGCGGAGGAAGUUGCGAAUAAUACAGCAAGUAGCUCGGAUGGAUCUACGAGUGAAAGCUCCCUUACUUCGCUGGGUUAUGGAAUGAUUCAAACUUCCAUUGGUAUCUCUGUCGGCCUUUUUGUUGCAGCGCUGAUUGUUUAUCCGCAUGGAAAGAAGAGGAGUGGAAUUUUCAGUCUUUAG